Trichechus manatus latirostris (Florida manatee) is the source of this 4664-nucleotide messenger RNA. RefSeq names its product FtsJ RNA 2'-O-methyltransferase 1 (gene FTSJ1). Gene Ontology annotation, molecular function: tRNA methyltransferase activity. NCBI's taxonomy places the organism in Eukaryota, Metazoa, Chordata, Mammalia, Sirenia, Trichechidae. Gene Ontology annotation, biological process: tRNA methylation; cytoplasmic translation. The transcript has 11 exons. Gene Ontology annotation, cellular component: cytoplasm. The record is from RefSeq and is a predicted model, not a curated record. The coding region runs from base 522 to 1661 and encodes 379 amino acids.
ACAUGUCAAAUGAAUGGAUGCCAUCAUGCUCGUUCCAUCUUGGGAAACGUAGUCCACAGGCUCAACUAACACCAAGGUCCAAACUGGGAAGGGUGAGGGAAUAAAUCGAUCUUAGCGUUAGAACAAAAGAACAAAGAACCAGUUCCUGUGCCUCGCGAUGUUUCAGCUACGCAGUGCGCGAAUUCAGCAGCUUUGGUCGUGCCGUUGCAUGCUGGGAACGGCGAUUCGCAUGACUAGCCACGUCAACACAAGAUGACGGAACUCACGUUGUACGUUCAGGUCGGGUCCAGGCCGCGCCGGAGCCUUAGCGAACCACAUUGCCAACCGUGCCGCGCUGCAUUAGCCCUUAGGCUUGCGCAAUGGGCAUUCGGGUCAACUAAGGGCACAAACUGAAGUCCUACGAUUUCUUUCCCUUUUCCGCUCUCGCCAAGGCUCGGGCUGUUAACAGACCAGCCUCCUUCCUCCCACUCUGAAAGCUAAGCUUACUGUUGGCAGGUCCCUGGGCAAACAGAGUGCGUGAGAUGGGACGGACAUCAAAGGACAAGCGGGAUGUCUACUACCGCCUGGCCAAGGAGAAUGGCUGGCGUGCCCGCAGUGCUUUCAAGCUACUACAACUGGAUGAGGAAUUCCAACUCUUCCAAGGCGUGACGCGGGCCGUUGACCUGUGUGCGGCCCCAGGCAGCUGGAGCCAGGUGCUGAGCCAGAAAAUUGAGGGUGGACACGUGGUGGCCGUGGACCUGCAGGCUAUGGCUCCGUUGCCAGGUGUGUUACAGAUCCAGGGGGACAUCACCCAGCUAUCUACUGCCAAGGAGAUCAUUCAGCACUUUGACGGCUGCCCUGCAGACCUAGUGGUGUGUGAUGGGGCUCCCGAUGUAACUGGCCUCCAUGAUGUGGAUGAGUACAUGCAGGCCCAGCUCCUUCUAGCUGCUCUGAACAUUGCUACACACGUUUUGAAACCAGGGGGCUGCUUUGUUGCCAAGAUAUUCCGAGGCCGUGAUGUGACACUGAUCUAUAGCCAGCUGCGGGUCUUCUUCUCCAAUGUGGUGUGUGCCAAGCCCAGGAGCAGCCGUAACUCCAGCAUUGAGGCCUUCGCUGUCUGUCAAGGUUAUGACCCUCCUGAGGGCUUCAUACCAGACCUGACCAAACCCCUGCUAGACCACUCUUACGACCCAGAUUUCAACCAGCUGGAUGGCCCCACCCGCAUCAUUGUGCCAUUUGUGACCUGUGGGGACCUGAGCGCCUAUGAUUCUGAUCGCAGUUACCCACUAGAUCUAGAGGACGGAUCAGAGUACAAGUACACUCCGCCCACACAGCCCCCCAUCUCUCCACCAUACCAAGAGGCCUGCACGCUGAAGAAGAAGGGACGGCUGGCCAAGGAGAUUCGUCCCCAGGAGACCCCUAUCAGCAUAGUGGACGUCUUGCCCCAACCCCUGGCCAUCCCACCACGUCACACCCUGCUGGCCUCUGAGGUCUGGAAACAUGGCCAGGGCCCUCAGUGCCCUUUCUGUGAACCCACAGUGACCCCCUCCCAAUGUGCCUCUUUCUACCCCCAAAUCCUAUGGUUUUGGGGGCCAAAAUUCUCUUCCUUACCUCCCAAUAGCUAUAGAACACAAUGGGUAAAACCAACCAUAAUAAACAGAAAAGCUCAGCCAAGUAUCUGAGUCCCUUUUAUUUUUCUUGGGUAGGUGGAAGACAGUGAUAUGAAUUGUUCACCUUAACACGUUAAGGUAAGUUUGCCUUUUAUCUAAGAGCAUGAGUAAAGGGCACCUUUAAGAAAAAGCUCAGAUAUGACAACUGAUAACAAGAUUUCAGUCAACAAACCUUUAUUAAGCACCUGUUGUUGUAUGCCAGGAACUGCUUUAAGCAUUUUAUAUAUUCAGGCAUUCAGUAAACACUUAUUUAGCACAUAUUAUGUGCCAGGCAUUCUAGGUUUGAAGAUAUGAACAUACAGCAGGGAACAAAACAAAUAUCCUUGCCUUCAUGGAACUUCUAGUUUGGGAAAGAGGUAAAAAAACAAUAAGACAUUCUCUGAAUGCAAGAGUUUAUACACUAUUAUAGCUAUCUCUAGCUGCCUAGAGUUUGCAUUUCACUAUAUCUAUCUAUUUCACUAUAUAUAGCUUGCAUGAUGAUAGAUAAUAUGUAAAGGUAAUAAAGAAUAUGAAAAGUAGAAGUAAAGCAGAGUAAAGAGGUGGUGGUUUGCAGUAAGGGUGGUCAUGGAAGGCCUCAUUGAGAAGGUAAUGUUUGAGCAAAGACCUGAAGGAGAUGAGGGAGAGAAUCCAUGUGUUUCGAGGAAGAACGUCCAGGUAGUGGAAAUAGCAAAUGCAAAGGCCCUGAGAUGAAACUGUGCCUGGAGUGUUUAAGGAACAGCUAGGAGGCCAGCUGACCUGUAGCAAAGUGGGCUAAUCUGUUAGUACUGGAGGAAUUCUCAGCCUCAGGAUGUAAUGGAUCCCUUUCUGACAACGGCUUACAGGUUAUUCAGACUAAGUUUUUCAUUAAAAAAAAAGACACCUUUAAAAGAGUGAAAUGGCACAUCACAGUGGGAAAAGGUAUUUAUAAUCACUAUGUAUAGUAUCCUUAAUAUUAAAAAGCUACAGAUUAGUAAAAGAAGUAAUAAGAAUGGCAAAUAAGUACAUGAAAAGAUGCUCAGCAGGGGAAUGCGAGCUAAAACUAAAAAGAUUGAUGAUAAUAAGUGUUUGGAAGGAUAUGGAACAAUUGGAACCCUCAUGUAUUGAUGGUGGGAGUGUAAAAUGGUGUGGCCGCUGUGGAAAACUGUUAGGCCUUAUCUACUAAUGUGGCAUAUAUACAGUUCCACUCCUAAGAAAUAAGUACUAGAAUGUUUAUAGCAGCACUAUAUGUAGUACCCCCAAACUUGAAACAACCCAGGCAUCCAUCACCUGUAGAAUGGGUAAUUAAAUCAUGCUAUAUUCACAAUGGAGAACUACACAGCUAUGACAAUGAACAUUGUACAGUUACACAAAAUAACACAGAUGCACUGUUCACCUUAAGAGUUACUCCUUAAACUUAACAUAUAUGUUUUAUGCAUUAAUGCAUUAUGUUUUUAUGUAAUAAAAGUGGGGGGGGACUUACAAAAAUAUUAGUAGCUUAGUGAACAAUGAUUAUAGUAGAAGAAAGUGGGAAAAGAUGUUUUUGUUUAAAACUUUCUUUUUCUUUGACCUUCAAUUUGCUGGCAAGCUGAUUCAACUCAGAAGCUGUUCGCUGUCAGGAGAGCCAGAACUUGCAUUGAUGAACUUGUUUUCAAAUAUCAUCAUCUCAUCAACAGGGCCUGAACAUUCAAGCCCCAGGUGGGAAUCUGCAACAGCCACGUAAACAACAAAGAAACAUUGCAAAAUGUCUGCAAUGCAGUGGAAAUUCUAGAGUGAGGUCUUGCCUCUUCUCUAGGUGAACCUUUCCAGGGGUGUCCUAAUUAUGUCCAGAAUUUAUCCCUAAAGCAGGGGUUCUUAACCUGGAUCGAAGUCAGGGGUAUCCAUGAACUUGAUGGAGGAAAAUAUUACAUCUUUAUUUUCAUUAAUAUAACUGAAAUUUCAUUCCACUCCCAAUUAUGAAUGCUGGCAAUAAAUCGCAGUAGUAAAAGCAGUACCUGCAACUUUUUCACCAAUACAAAUGAGUUAUUUUUUAUGUUACAUUACAGUUGUUGCAGGUAUCUUGCAAUGUUCUCCACAUCCGUUACUACUAUGAAUAUGGUAGCUCUUGUUAUUUGAUGUACUAAUAAAGAAGUCCGUAUAUUACUAUAUCCCAAUUUUGUUUCAUUUUAAUAUAUAUAGUGAUAACUAUUCCAAUUUAAUUGGUUUCCACUGUAAUCCUGAAUGUGUGUGUAUAUGUACGUGCAUGCCCUUUUAAAAAUAUUCUGUGAAGGAGUCCACAGAUUUCACCAAACAUCAAAGGGUUUCCAGAACAAAUUUUUUAGGUUAAGAAUCCCUCUCAAAGAAAUGUCAGAAUGUCUGCCUUGACUGCAGUCCUGAAUUUCUACAAUUCAGCGAACAAAAGCUGACAGAAACUCACCGGCUACAAGGACAAAACCAUUUUCUGCAGCUUAAUCCCAUAUCUUUAGAAAUGUACAUUCUGUUACCCAAACACUGUCCACACCCAAGUCUGUGUGACCCAAGGAACAUCUACACCCCAGUCUAUGUUACGUCAGGAGUAUCCAAAUCCCAAGCUAUGACCACAGAGGUGUCCACAGCUUAGUCUGUGACAUUCCAGGAAUAUCUGUGCCCCAGUCCAGUGACCUAAGGAGCAUCCACACCCUAGUUUGUGUGAUCCCUAGGAGGGUCCAUAACCAAGUCAGUGUGACCCCCAGGAAGAUGGAUGUCUGGAGGAAGAGCGUCCCUGGCAAAGGGAACAAACAGCCAGUACAAAAGCGUUGAGGUAGAAGCAUGCUUGGCAUAUGUAAAUAACAGGUGUCCAGUGGGGCUGGAGUAGAGUACAUGAGGGGGAGAGUGGUAGGAUGUGAGGCCAGAAAAGUGAUGAGAACCAGCUUCUGUAGGACCUCAUGGGCCUCGGUGAGGACUCUGGCUUUUUCUCUGAGUGAGAUGGGAACUCAGAAAAAUCCAUGAAGGUUCUCAGCAGAGCAGGAAUGCGCCUGACUUGGGUUGCAACAGGAUCCCUGUGGCUGCUGUAAGCAGGCUGACUGAAGCUCCUGAAUGUCA